GUCCGACGCAUGGCGAGGCGCUCUCGGGCUGGUCGCCCGCCACGUCUCCCUCCUGCGCGACGCAAACGCAAUCAAGCCGGCGCGUGCGCCUCAAUUAGCGCACGCGUAAUCGCAUGAAGGAGAAGCAGACACAGCGGCGGAUCUCAUCUUCGGAUCGCAGACGCGCGGCCGCACUUAGCGUCAGACGUCAUCGUUAAGCGGCGAGGCGGACGGCGAAGAGGGCGACUUCCUGUCUCCGGGCGAGUCGACGCGGGGGCGAACAACAUGGGCCUUGGGGUUUCUUGGAUGGCCAACUGCCGUUUAUCCAAAACGCCGAAGACAGCUCGCCGGAGGCCGCGCUAUGCUUCAGGAACGGAGCCGCUCCUGCGUGAACGUGCUCCUUUUCUGGUUUUCGGUCUUUGGCGCAAAAAGUGGCCCCGGCAAGCAUCAAGCGAGCGAGCGAGCGUGACUCACCUUUUUCGGCUUGACUCCGGUAGCGCUAACGCAAUUGUGCCAUCAAAACAAAUCAGCGUGUGAUUGCGCAACGCAAUCUAAUCUUGUUUUCCAAAAGCAGCAGAGCCAGAUGGAAGCAGCCGUCGCAACCAAGGCACUCCGAGUCGAGCUUGAUGAACGGCCCGCGGACGAUUCGAGAGCCUCGUCAAGCCUUCUCACCGAGUGAGAAAGAACCGCGAGUUCUGACUGGCUGAUGCGGGCGGGCAUCUUUAAAGACACUUUCCAGUCGUUUGCUCUUGCCAAAUAGUGACCCUACACUUACUGUUGACCGGGUGUCAUCGGACAGAUGGAUGGACAGAAAGACGGCAAUUCGCAUGGAUGUAAAUGGCCCCAGUGUGGGAGAAAUAAAGGAUAGCUUAUCUUAUCUUAUCUUAUCUUACAUUUGGCUGGGUUUUGGCGCCCGCUAUGCAACAUGUAGCGCAACGGUCCGGACUGCAUGGCCGAAAGUUGCUUAGACCGAGUGUUGGUAUUUUCAUAGCCACGCGUGCUAGAAGCUUCCCAUCGGGCUUGAAGUUGUUCCAUCGCGGUGCAGAUACUGGCAAGAGAAAUGGAGUCGCCGGAGUUUGUUAGGAAUGUCCGAGAGGUCAAAAGAGCGUCGCGUAGAGUGAUGAGUCUGACGCUCCAAAUGGAAUGGCCGCAAAUUGGUGGCUUUGCUUCACAGGUAGGAUGCGAGUUGGGAGAAGGAGAAAUUUUUGGAGAGAAACUCAGAGAGGGGCUCCACCUGAGCUGCUUUGGACACGUGUGGAUGAGAGAGGGUCAAAAUAUUUGGGAGAAGGAUGCCAGGCGGGUGGUCCACAGGAAGACCCGAGCGCAGGUCCGUGGAUGGCGUGAGAGAAGAGCACGCACAAAAUGGCGACCGAUUGUCGAAAAGAAAAAGAUCGGUCUCCAGCAGUGAGGAGACGCUUCUUCCUGGGCUGCGCUCACGAUUGUCAUCAAACUUGACAAUGGGCGGGAAGCGGCAUUCGUCAUAUUUUCCGCCAAAAGAAGAUGCUGCUGUCAAGAGGCCAACGGGAAUGGGCGGGUUGGACUUCCCCUCACAUUUGAGGAACAUCAAGGAGGCCACACCUUGAGUCACAAUGACGUAUACACACACACACACACACACGUGCGCAAGGCUGAAGACAAGAGCUCGAUUUCUCAGAAGCGUUGCCAGUCGUUCCCGAGUGGCUCAGUGGACGCCAGUGAGCGAAGCCGCUGGAUCUUGGAAAUCUGUCCAGCAGGACCAAACAUCUGACUGACAAACACCAGAAGAUGGCCGCGGCUUCGGGCAGCCUCGGCGGCGGGACGCCAGUCGGCGCCACCAUCCUCUUCUCCCUCAAGGACGAAGUGGGCGGUCUGGUGGAGGCUCUCGGCACUUUCCAGGAAAAACACUCGGACCUGGUUCGCAUCGAGUCGCGCCGGUCCAAGCGCCGGAACGCCGAUUUUGAGAUCUUGCUGCACUGCGACGUGGAUCACCAUCAGCUCAGAGAGUUGACGCGGCUCCUGGCCCGGCACGCCGCCGCCGUGGAGGUCGUGCCCCGGAGCCACGCCCACGGCGAGGAUGAAGGCCGGACUCCCGACGAGCAGCGUGCCAUUCCGUGGUUCCCCAAGAGGAUUUCCGAUCUGGACCUUUGCAAGCAGGUUCUGAUGUACGGCUCCGACUUGGACGCCGACCAUCCGGGAUUUAAAGACGGCGUUUACCGCCAAAGAAGGAGCUACUUUGCCGAUUUGGCUCGGAGCUACAAACACGGUGAGCAGAUCCCCCGCGUGGACUACACGCCGGAGGAGGUCCAGACCUGGUCUCGGGUCUUCCGCGAGCUCCACCAACUCUACCCCGACCACGCCUGCAAGGAGUUCCUCGACAACCUCCCCCUGCUGGCCCGGCACUGCAACUACAAGGAGGACAACAUCCCCCAGCUGGAGGACGUCUCGCGCUUCCUCAAAGGUCGCUCGGGGUUCAGCAUUCGUCCAGUGUCUGGCUACUUGUCUCCUCGAGACUUCCUGGCAGGGUUGGCCUUUCGAGUGUUCCACUGCACCCAGUACAUCCGCCACAGCUCCGACCCCUACUACACCCCCGAACCGGACGCGUGCCACGAGCUGCUGGGCCACGUGCCGCUGCUGGCCGAGCCGAGCUUCGCGCGGUUCUCGCAGGAGAUGGGUCUGGCCUCGCUGGGCGCCGACGACGACGCCGUGCGCAAACUGGCCACGUGUUACUUCUUCACGGUGGAGUUUGGACUCUGCGAGCAGGACGGAAGACUUCGCGCCUACGGGGCCGGCCUGCUCUCGUCGGCCGGCGAGCUCAAGCACGCGCUGUCAGGCCGGGCCCCCGUGCGCCCGUUCGAUCCUCGGCUGACGUGCGACGAGGAAUGCGUCAUCACCGCCUUCCAAAACGUCUACUUUGUCACCAAAACCUUCGACGACGCCAAGAACCAGAUGAGGGAGUUUGCCGAGGGCAUGGGCCGGCCCUUCUCCGUGCGCUACGACGCGGCCACGCAGAGCGUGGACGUGCUGCAGGACGGCGGCAGCGGCGGCGGCGGCGGCAUCCGAACGCCGGCGCAAGAUCCGCGCCGCCAAGUGGACGACGCCCUCAACAGACUCGCUAGGCACAGCGCCGCCGUGUGACCUCAUGUGAGGCUGCUCGCCGUGCAAAAGUUUCAUUGGAGAAAAUUCUAACAAGUCAUGGAAAAAAUUAUUUUCCAUGAUUUUCGGAAAAAAAUAUAUAUACUCAACUUGAACAAUAAUGGCAUUUCUUCUCUAAAAUGAUGUUUUAUUUCACUGCGCUUUUGUUCACUUUUUAGCUGCAAAAAAAGUCAACUUUAUUCUCCCACAAUUGUGAUGAU
Hippocampus zosterae (dwarf seahorse) is the source of this 3311-nucleotide messenger RNA. RefSeq names its product tryptophan 5-hydroxylase 1-like. Gene Ontology annotation, cellular component: neuron projection. Gene Ontology annotation, biological process: aromatic amino acid metabolic process. The transcript has 12 exons. The coding region runs from base 1744 to 3093 and encodes 449 amino acids. Lineage: Eukaryota; Metazoa; Chordata; Actinopteri; Syngnathiformes; Syngnathidae. The record is from RefSeq and is a predicted model, not a curated record. Gene Ontology annotation, molecular function: tryptophan 5-monooxygenase activity; iron ion binding.